GGGAGAACUUCUCGAAAUGGUUUGGCUCAAACUUCGAAGCGUUGGCUGCAGCUUACGCAGCCCAUGACUCGAACAAAUACCUAAAUCUUUAACAGGAUCCGCAUAGGUUGAUCACGUGCAAUCGCACUCACCUGUGACUCAAGCUCAUCGAUCUUCCGUAGAUGGUGAUCGUCAUCUAGGGAAAUGAAGGAGAAGCUCUUAAUACCGUCUCUCAUCUUCCUCUCUCUGUCUUUCUCCACUCUCCUUUCCUCCGCCGUCGCCAGGGGUGGCGAACGUACCUCUCUCCCCUCAGGAUUCGGAAAUGGUAUUAAUCUGGCUUCUGGGAGGCAUUUAUUCGAGAACAAACAGUCUCAUAUUGGUGUCGAUAAAACUCAAGGGUACAUGACCAAUAAUGAUUUAGAGAAGGCUGUGAAAGAAUUCGGGAGAAGAUGCAGUAACAUUUCUAGGGUAUACAGGGGAUACUCAAAUGGUUUAUCACUUAUCAGUAUUGGGAUGAGUGUGAAUGGAUUUCCCCUGUGGGUGAUAGAGAUAUCUGACAAGCCUGGUGAGGAAGAAGCUGAACCGGCAUUCAAGUUCAUAGGAAAUGUCCAUGGAGAUGAACCUGUGGGCCGUGAGCUUCUUAUAAUCCUUGCAAAUUGGAUAUGUGACAACUAUCUGAAGGAUCCUUUGGCGCGAUUGAUUGUUGAGAAUGUUCAUCUUCACAUUCUUCCGUCAAUGAACCCUGAUGGUUAUGCGCUAAGAAGGCGUGGUAAUGCAAAUAAUAUUGAUCUAAAUCGAGAUUUUCCUGACCAGAAGCCAUUUACUAACUUGGAAUGUCAGUUCUUUCCUAUGAAUGAAGAAGUGGAUGCACGGCAACCUGAAACAAGGGCGAUUAUGAAUUGGUUGAAACAGAUACGCUUCACAGCAUCGGCCAGUUUGCAUGGGGGUGCACUUGUUGCAAAUUACCCAUGGGAUGGCACACAUGAUAAAAGGAAAAAUUACUAUGGAUGUCCUGAUGAUGAUGCAUUCCGGUUCAUGGCAAGUUUGUACAGUCACUCUCACCGUAACAUGUCUUUGAGCAAGGAAUUUCCAGGAGGAAUUACAAAUGGAGCCUACUGGUACCCUAUAUAUGGUGGCAUGCAAGAUUGGAAUUAUAUACAUGCUGGGUGUUUUGAAUUGACCUUGGAGAUUAGUGACAACAAAUGGCCUAAUGCCAGCGAGCUUACAACUAUUUGGGAUUACAACAAAAUGAGUUUGCUAAACUUAGUUGCCAGCCUUGCGAAGACAGGAAUACAUGGAAGAAUCUUUUCAUCUGAUAAUGGAAGGCCAUUACCCGGCUCUAUCAUGAUUAAGGGAAUCAAUUACACGGUUCAAGCUGGUAGAACAUUUUCUGACUACCAUCGCCUGCUUGCACCUGGAGAAAGAUACGAAGUUAUGGUCAAUGUGCCUGGAUAUAAAUCAAAAACCACACAUAUUUGGUUGGGAGAAGAAGCCGCGACAGUAGAUUUCAUUCUUGAUCCAGACGUCAUAACCAAUGUUCCUGUAAGAAGUAUUUGUGAUUGCAGCUAUUGCUAUAAAAGUGGAGUAGAAUACUCGUUGGGGCUUCACUUUGGAGUUUAUUUCAUUGUGAUUGUUUUCUUAGCACUCAUUUACCUGUUAGUAAACAGGAGAAUGAAAUUCAACCUUUUUAAGCAUGGACAGCUGACAAAAAGGUUGGCUACGGUAUGACACUCUCACUGUUACCUUCAAUGUAACUCUGUACCAUAUAACAAUAAAAAGAUAUGUUUUUUUUAGGACUAAGAAAA
Molecule: messenger RNA, 1784 nt
Organism: Tripterygium wilfordii
Lineage: Eukaryota; Viridiplantae; Streptophyta; Magnoliopsida; Celastrales; Celastraceae
Product: carboxypeptidase SOL1
Exons: 15
Coding region: 184-1707 (507 amino acids)
Biological process (GO): proteolysis
Molecular function (GO): metallocarboxypeptidase activity; zinc ion binding
Source: RefSeq, a predicted model, not a curated record